CCUACCAGGAAUUGAAACUCAUUUGUGCUAACUCCAAAGUUUUGGGUCAUUUCCUAGCUAUAGCAGCAGUACUAGUUUCUGUCWAGGCAAGAUACUUGCAAAACAAUGUCUGGGGUUGGAGGAUGGAGGGGAGGCAGCAGGUACAGGACAGCCACUGCCUCCAAUACUCCAUCUUCCUCUCAGGAUAAUCCCUGGGAUGGCAACAGGGAAACGGAGAAGAGUGAAAACACCCAGAAGGUGGGAUCUGACAAGGAGCGAAGAGGCCAAGCAUCAGUCUACCAACACCAGCAAGAGAGGUAUGUUGGCCCAUAUGUCUUGGUAACUCCAAAUGAAACCCGAAGAAAACAGUUGCAGCAAAUUGCUAAGAAAGAGCUUGAUGACCUGGAGCGAUGGAAGGAAGAACACAGGCCAGGGCCAAUURCAUUGGUGCCACAGAGACUGGGUGGAAAUGAAUCACAAGCUCAAGUAAGACAAAACCAGCAAAUGAUUCUCAUGCAAUCUAAAUACCAGAAAAAGCACAAGAGAGAAGAAUACAUAAAAGCAAAAAAGGCAGCUGAAGAAGCUGAAAUCCAGAAAAAGAAAGCAAUUCAGAGAGCAAAGGCAGAGAGACUUGAAGCUAAAAAAAGACAAGAAGAAAUGCAAAGAAGAGACAUGUUUCUUGAAGAUCAAAAGGUCAAAACCRAUGAAUUAUUGAACAGAUUGGAUGUGGGUUUGCCAAAGAGUGAUUCCUGUCAGAUUGCUAACCCUGGCCCAGAAUCUACAGCAUGGAAAAGAAGCCAUGCUUAUAAGCAAGCUCUUCGAGAGGAUGAAAACAGAAGAUUAGAGGAAAUGAAGCAAGAACAACAGAGAAAGGCUGAAUUAAUGGAAUUAAAACAAARGGAGAAAGAGGAAGCCAGGACAAGAGCACAUCAAAAUGAACAGAGGAGGGUAAAUAAUGCAUUCCUGGACCGCCUCCAGAACAAAACACAACCUAAUAACAUCAACCAACCUGAAUAUACUGGACUACCUCAAUAAUGGCACCUUGGGUACUGCAGAAAUAUUUACUUUUAUCGGCCGAGGCAAAAUGACCUCAUAAAAGCUUCAAGAAACUGCUUCUUUAUUGUGAUUCUUUUCUCACCCUGACUUCAGCGGCACACCCACUUCAUGAGCAAUCUGCAGAGACUGGUUUCUAGCUGUCAUUAUUCAUGCACACAUAUUUCAAACAGCUGAUUAUAAAAGUCCUAUUUAAUUUUUAAUAAGAAUAUGUGUCAUUUUUUUUUUGUAAAUCGUUUUGCCUCUUGCAGAAUGUAAUUAUCCCAGUCUUCACUAUCUCAGGAAAGGAAGACAUGAGUGACUGCAGAAACUGCAGUAAUAUCUGUGUUUACUUGCUGCUCUGUACCCAGAAAAAAAAACAUUUCAGAGACAAUCUAAAGAAGCAGGUAGAGAGUUUUCUUUUGGGAAGUAAAGGAGAAAUGUUGCUGGGGUUUUGUUUGUKUGUUUUGGUGGAAGUCUUGUGAAAUUAUUUUACUGUUGUACUCAACAGAAGACACUCAAGAAAAAAGAAUGCGUAUUGUAGACACUAUCUUUUAAAUCUGUUCUUAGAAAAAUACAACAUGAAAGAAAUAAAGCUUGAAA
Malurus melanocephalus (red-backed fairy wren) is the source of this 1614-nucleotide messenger RNA. It is a transcript of the gene EPSTI1, whose product is annotated as epithelial stromal interaction 1. Bases 106 to 1014 code for a protein of 302 amino acids. NCBI's taxonomy places the organism in Eukaryota, Metazoa, Chordata, Aves, Passeriformes, Maluridae. The record is from RefSeq and is a predicted model, not a curated record. The transcript has 11 exons.